AUGCACAGCGCCGCCGAGCCCACGACUCCACAGCCGAGCGGCGCACACACUCGAGAAGAGAUUGAGUCCAUCCGCGUCGGCCCAUUCACCCUCAGCGCCCGCGUCACGCUCGGCGACGACACGCUGCUCUUUGACGACGGCAGCCUCACCGGCGAGCCGUUUGACGACACCGGCCUCCACCGUGUCUGGCCAGCCUCCGUGGCCCUCUGCCACUCCCUGGUCGCGCGGCCGGAGGCUGUCGCCGGCAGGCGUGUGCUGGAGCUAGGCGCCGGGACCGGCCUGCCGUCGCUCCUCUGCGCGCGGCACCUCUGCGCGGCGCACGUGAUUGCGACCGACUCCAACCGGGCCGCGGUCGAGCGGCUUCAGGCGGCGGCGAUCGACGCGGCCGCGCUGCUCGACUUUGAGGACGCCGAGGCGGUCGCCGGCCUCGUCUGCGCUGAGCGAGUCGAGACCGUGCUCCUGUCGGACGUCUUUUACCCGGCAAAGGACGCGGCGCCGCUGCUCGCGCUGCUGCGCCGGCUCCUCGUCCUCGACCCCGCGCCAACCAUCCUGCUCAGCGUCUCGCGGCGAGACGAGGGGACGCGCUACACGGACCCGCUCUACGGCGAUGUCGCGGUGCUCGCGCAGCACGCGCCGCUGCUGCUCGGCUGCGUGCGCGUCUCCGAGUGCGCGCUGCUGCUGCUGCCCGCCUCGCUCAACGGUGCGCGCCGCGCGGCGCUGCACCGCCUCGCCGAGGCGGGAGGGCUGCAGCACGCCUCGCUCGGGCAGCCGCCGGCGCGCCGCUUGCUGCUCGCCACCGCCGGGGCGACCGACGCCGCCGCCCUCGAGGAGGUGCUGGCGGAGGCCGCGGCGGAGGCGGACGCGGGGGGCUCGGAGCCUCCGUGGGCGCGCGGACCAGCGACCCAGCCGCCGACGGCUGAGCUGUGGGCGGAGGCGAUGGCGGCGACGGCCGAGCUCGAGGCGGCGGCCAGCGAGACCGGAGGGGCGCUGCUCGGCAUGGAGGGGCUCGAGGUGGACGAGGAGGAGGACGACGAGGAGGCGAGCGGAGUGACGGCCGGGCCGGCGGGCGUCGGCGAGACGAUGGUGUCGAGGACGAGAUGA
Molecule: messenger RNA, 1101 nt
Organism: Emiliania huxleyi CCMP1516
Lineage: Eukaryota; Haptophyta; Isochrysidales; Noelaerhabdaceae
Exons: 4
Coding region: 1-1101 (366 amino acids)
Molecular function (GO): nucleic acid binding
Source: RefSeq, a predicted model, not a curated record